AUGAAGCCCGUCGUCUCUGCCCUGAACGCCUGGUCUUGUGUCGUUAUUUCCCUCUUCGCAAUCGUCAUCCUCUCUGUCCUCGGCUCCCUAUAUAGCGUACGUCUUUCCGACCCCCUCGGCCACGAGCCCGACCAAAGUCCCGCCCUCACAAGCAUACGUAAUAUGACAUCGAGCGCUAACAAGUACUCCCUACUACAGAGCAACAACCACGCAUACACCGGCUCAGAAGGAGAACCCAAAGAUGGACCCGCAGUCGCUGCUUCAAUUUACACCGCUGUGAUCGUUUACACUGGUUUCUUCGUGUUCUGUGGUUUCCAGGCUUACCUCCACAUGCGAAACAGCAGGGGAGGUGCUAUAUCACUUCAUUGA
This is a messenger RNA of Penicillium antarcticum, 369 nucleotides long. RefSeq lists its product as uncharacterized. The coding region runs from base 1 to 369 and encodes 122 amino acids. The transcript is spliced from 3 exons. The record is from RefSeq and is a predicted model, not a curated record. Lineage: Eukaryota; Fungi; Ascomycota; Eurotiomycetes; Eurotiales; Aspergillaceae.